Molecule: messenger RNA, 243 nt
Organism: Aphanomyces astaci
Lineage: Eukaryota; Oomycota; Saprolegniomycetes; Saprolegniales; Verrucalvaceae
Exons: 2
Coding region: 1-243 (80 amino acids)
Source: RefSeq, a predicted model, not a curated record
AUGCGUCACCAAGCCAUCACGGAAGCGACCUGCCAUCACCCGAUUCUGGUCAUGAAGUGGGGACUGAUGAUGACGAUUGCGAUCCUGGCGACGGCGCUGGAGGGGGCACCUGUUCGUGCCCGAACCCUUGAAGAGUCCCAAGAUGUGGCCCAGCAAAUCCGAGACAAGAACCAGCGGCACCUGGAUGGCAAGGCGCGGAUUCGGGAAGCCCAAGAAGGCCGCUUCUGGCGCAACCACUUGUGA